Molecule: messenger RNA, 1610 nt
Organism: Eucalyptus grandis
Lineage: Eukaryota; Viridiplantae; Streptophyta; Magnoliopsida; Myrtales; Myrtaceae
Product: putative L-ascorbate peroxidase 6
Exons: 9
Coding region: 86-1195 (369 amino acids)
Biological process (GO): response to reactive oxygen species; hydrogen peroxide catabolic process; cellular response to oxidative stress
Molecular function (GO): heme binding; peroxidase activity
Source: RefSeq, a predicted model, not a curated record
UCUAGCUCCACGCUCGCACCAAUCCAGAUUCUCUUCCUCGCGCAAGCCCACCUCUCUGCAGCUUCCUCCUCCGGCGCCGGCGACGAUGGCUUCACCGUCGCCGUCGACGACCCACCUCUCCCCACUCACCUGCUGCUCCUCCUCCUCCUCCCUUUCCUCCCAUCCCUCUUCUCGCAGGACGAAAUUCGAAUUCCCCGCCAAUUCCCAACGGUCUUCUCCCUCCCCCAUCGCCUCUCGCGCCGGAGCCAUCGCCUCUCCCUCAAGCUCGACCCCCGGCGCCGCUUCUUCCGGUGACCACGCCCCCGUGCGCGGUCGAUGUUUCGCGAAUCCGGUCGAUCGCGAUCUUUCGGAGCUCGCAGCUGGAGACCGCGUCUCGAGGAGGAGGAGGAAGCUCAUAGCCGUGGCGGGCCUGGCGGCCACAUUGCCGUUUCUCCUUCAGCUGCGCGGUUACACGGAGGGAAUCGUCGCCGACGCCGCCGAAUUAGAUAAUGAUGAAUACACGAUGAUAAAGGAAGAGGUCAGAAAGGUAGUUUCCAAGGUGAAGGCUGCUGGUGUGCUUCGUUUGGUAUUUCAUGAUGCUGGAACCUUUGAAAUGGGUGAAAACUCAGGUGGUAUGAAUGGUUCCAUAGUUUAUGAACUUGAAAGGCCUGAAAAUGCUGGGCUAAAAAAGCCUGUGAAGAUACUAGAGAAAGCAAAGGGUGAGGUGGAUGCAAAGAGACCAGUAUCCUGGGCAGACAUGAUAGCUGUGGCUGGAGCUGAAGCAGUUUCUGUUUGUGGAGGUCCAACUAUUCCAGUUGUUCUGGGCAGACUUGACUCAAUGAAGCCUGAUCCUGAAGGAAGACUUCCCGAAGAAACUCUUGAUGCUUUGGGUUUAAAGCAGUGUUUUCAGAGGAAGGGCUUAUCGACACAGGAACUUGUUGCAUUAUCUGGAGCCCAUACCCUCGGCAGUAAAGGUUUUGGGAAUCCGGUUGUUUUUGACAAUUCAUACUACAAGGUUCUUCUAGAGAAACCCUGGAUGUCUUCAGCUGGUAUGCCAAGUAUGAUUGGACUUCCUUCUGAUCGUGCACUUGUUGAGGACAAUGAAUGCUUAAGAUGGAUUGAGAAAUAUGCAAAUGAUCAGAAUUUGUUCUUCAAAGAUUUUGAGAAUGCUUAUGUCAAGUUAGUGAAUUCUGGUGCAAGGUGGAGGAGCUUGUGAAAACUUUCUAUCACAUGGUGGCAAAAUCUUGCUGCUUUUGCAUUGCAUGCUGUUGGAGUCCAAUCCUACUGCUAAGGGUGCAUGCGAAGUUGUUUUCAUACCUCCCAAAUUGCAUCAGAGGAUGAAAGUCAAUCAGCAAAUUCCUCCCCACUGAAGGCUGUUUAAAAUGAAAAAUGGGCCGAGCCACCGAGCAUGCAUGUUUAACUGUAAAACUGUGCUACCGUCUCUUUGACAUGGUACGUCAGAAGUCUUAUUUUGUGGUUUGAACAUUUUUAGUUAUGUUGAGCUUGAUUUUUGUUGGCCACACUCUUGAUAUAGGUUUGCUCAUAUUAGACAGAGAUGACCAGUGAUAAAGAAAUUAACAGAAGGUGUAGACACGAGUGCACGAGUGCACGUUUCUCUUCAGUUUAUAUUG